Messenger RNA from Rattus rattus (black rat), 903 nucleotides. Its product is annotated as prolactin-7B1. Gene Ontology annotation, biological process: mammary gland development; female pregnancy; positive regulation of cell population proliferation. The coding region runs from base 29 to 784 and encodes 251 amino acids. NCBI's taxonomy places the organism in Eukaryota, Metazoa, Chordata, Mammalia, Rodentia, Muridae. Gene Ontology annotation, molecular function: prolactin receptor binding; hormone activity. The transcript has 6 exons. The record is from RefSeq and is a predicted model, not a curated record. Gene Ontology annotation, cellular component: extracellular region.
CCACAUACUGUGGUGGAACUAUUCAGAGAUGCAUCUAUCAUUGACUCAACAAUGCCUCUGGCCACUGCAGAUACUGUUGGUGUCAAAUCUUCUCCUGUGGGAGAAUGUGGCCUCUGUACCCAUGAGUGACAGUGGACUGGGCAUUCGCGAAUUGUUCACCGAAGACCUUUUUGAUGAUGCCGUCAUACUGUCUCAGCACAUCAAUGGCCUUGCUAUAGAAACACGCAGGAUAUUUCUAUCCAAUAAUUUCUCAUCAGACAUGUUCGUUAAGUUUACAUUACAGUUUAACAGACAUGAUGAAUUUGUUGUCAAUGGUCUCAACAGCUGCCACACUUCGUCACUCAAAACACCAAAAACAGAAAAGGAAGCCAAAAGGAUUUCAUUGCCAGACUUUGUAAAAAUGAUACUAAGUAUUCUUCGUGCCUGGGACAGCCCUCUAUAUCACAUGGAGACAGAACUCAAGAGUAUGACAGGAGCCCCCUUUUCUAUCCUUGCAAGAGUCAAAGAGAUUGAAGUAAAAAAUAAAAUCCUUCUGAAGCGCAUCAUGAAGAUUGCCAAGAAGGUUAAACAUGGAAUUGAAGAAAAUGAAGAGUACCCUGUUUGGUCAGAGCUUGCAUCGUUACAGUCAACCAAUGAAGAAUCAAGAUUUUUUGCUCUUUAUAAAAUGUCCUAUUGCCUAUUUGUUGACACAGAUAAGGUUGAACAUUAUCUUAAGCACUUGAAGUGUCGGUAUUUUGAUGGGUACAUGUGCCAAGACCCAGAAAACCAAAUUAGUCUUCAGUAAUUAAUUCUUCAAAGCUUCUUUAAAUUUUCUCCCUUUUGAAGCUAUCCGUUUAUGUAACACACCCCUUAAUAAAAAAAUAAAAAUAAAUGCUUUAGAUAUAUCCAAAUAUAACAAUGCAA